UGUGUCUGAGAGCCGUAGUUUGAUAUGGUUUGACUUGUUGCCUCCAGCAGGACUCGUUGAAGGCGCACGCCAGCCAGCGUUUUCAUUUCUGUGGGCCCACAAUCCACAGCAAUGGAUGAAUACUGAACCAGAGUGUGAAGUAUCACCACGGACGGUUAAGUUAGUUUGCUUGUUUUUGUUUUGUUUAGGUUAUUACCUGUAGGUCAGUUUUACCUCAAAAGUUGUGUAGCUGGAUAAUGCAGCAGAUUAAGUUAGGCAGAAUGCGGGCGAAACAAGAAAUGCGUAAAAGCGGAUGAAGUGGAAAUGAGGAAACCUGUGGCAUGAGGCUGAGAAUGUGGCGGGGACACCACGGAGCAACGCAGUUGCAACUUUCCUGAGUGUGGAAGUUUGAAGAGGACGCAACAAGAGCUGAAAGUGUGAAUGUUGCACGCUGGGUCGGUCCUGCUAUAUGAAACAGUUCAGUCAUUUGGCUUAAAUCAAACUAUAUUAAUAUACAUUAAAUGCUCGUUCAUCUUAAGACAAUUCCAACGUUUACAAAGCAAAAAAACAUUGGACAACUUACACCUUUUUUAAUUAUCUGACAGCCACCUCCCGUUAGUUCCGUUUUCCUUCAUUUUUGCAAUUGUGAUUCCCGAAGUGGCUCCAAAGUGGUGUUGCGGCUCCUCGUCCCCGGCGGAUCCGGAGAUUGGAGUCUCUGCACCGGGAGGAGGCGGAGUCGCAGCUCCGGCCACACCGUUAGCUCCAAAGAGCGGUCGCGUCAAGAGGAUGGUGCGGCUGGCGGCGGAACUUCUGCUGCUCCUGGGACUUCUGCUGCUUACUUUGCACAUCACAGUGCUGCGGAGCAAUCCGCUGCCUCAAGGAAAUGUAACUGUGAGCCUGGAUCAGGACACAACACGUUCAGAGCAGAAAAACAUAAAUGCCAGAAGUAGCUCUUCUGUCCAGCUUGCUUAUGAAGACCGGAGGUCUGGUCCAGAGCACCGGUUGGCCUCUCAGCCUGCUACCCUCCCCUGGGCACAAGGCAGCAGUGUACACAAGGAUGGCCCUGGAGCUUUCCUCCUAGAUCUGCACAAUUUCCCAGACCUCUCUAAAGCUGAUAUCAAUGGACAGAAUCCCAACAUACAGGUAACCAUUGAAGUGGUGGAUGGACUGGAGGUUCAUGAACCAGAGAAAGGGCUCCGAAAGGAGAGAAAACCCAACUGGGCCUCUCCAAACUGGAGAAACUGGUGGCCUCACACUUCUUCAUCCUCCUCUUCUUCAUCCACUCUUCAAACAGAUGAGAACGAUCGCUCCUACGGGAGCAAAACUGAAGACAGCAACUUCCUCAGGCCACCGGUAGACUGGGACAGGAAGGGAAGCAAAGCUCAAACUGAAUAUGACUACAUGGAUGGAGAAGGGGACUGGAGUAACUGGUCAGCAUGCAGUGUCACCUGUGGAAAUGGCAACCAGAAGAGAACCAGGUCUUGCGGUUAUGCCUGCACAGCCACGGAGUCCAGAACUUGCGAUAUGCCCAACUGCCCAGGUAUUGAAGAUGCCUUCAAGACAGCAGCUACUGAAGUGAGCCUGUUGGCUGGAACAAACGAGUUUAAUGCAACUGAGUUGUUUGGUGUUGACACAGACAGCUGUGAGCGAUGGAUGAACUGCAAGAGUGAUUUCUUGAAGAAGUAUAUGACCAAAGUGGCCAAUGAUCUUCCCAGCUGCCCUUGCUCCUACCCAACUGAGGUGGCUUACAGCACAGCAGAUGUACACGAUGCUCCCACACGCAGAGAUUUCCGCUGGAAAGAUGCCAGUGGGCCGAAAGAGAAGUUGGAGAUCUACAAGCCCACAGCCCGUUAUUGCAUCCGCUCCAUGCUGACCCUUGAGUCCACCACGCUGGCCGCGCAGCACUGCUGCUACGAUGACAACAUGAAGCUCAUCACUCGCGGCAAAGGUGCCGGCACACCCAACCUCAUCAGCACAGAGUUCUCGGCUGACCUGCACUAUAAGGUGGACAUCCUGCCCUGGAUCAUCUGCAAAGGCGACUGGAGCCGCUACAACCAGGCCAGGCCACCAAAUAAUGGGCAGAAGUGUCCAGACAAUCCUCAGGAUGAGGACUACUACAAACAGUUUGAAGAAGCCAGGGAAUUCUAGCCCAAUGUGAAAGAAAGGAUUAAAACUGCUUAAAUGUUCAGCUAAACCUCAAAAAUAUUAUCUUAGGUCACAUAAGACAUGAACUUUUAGGCUCUGAGAAAAAACUUAUUUGAACAAAACAAUAACAAUCCAACGCAGUCAGAACCCUUGCAUGCUUAAAUGCAACUUUUUUUCUGACUUCAUGUAAAGCAGGCACAAAACAUUGAUUUCUUUUUUAAAGGUUUUUAAAAUGUAAUAUGCCUCUACUAAUUUUACUGCACGCCUUAACUCAGAUUUAGUCACUAAAAGGGAGAAAUGACUCAUAUUCUUAAAAGGGAAAUUCAUUUUUGUCAAGAUGUCCAUUUAGAUUGUCUCUCUUUAGAUUCUUUAUGUUUGGUGAACCUGUGGGGCUUGUGGUAAUAGAAUAAUGAGAUCCCUCUGGAAUGUGCUGGAGGAAAGAGGGACAGAGAAUAGGGUUGCCCGGCUUUCCUCGUUUUGUCAAACACAAUGUCCAGGUUUUCAUGUAAGCUUGUGAAUAUGUUUAUUUAGCAUGCACAUCAUUUUUUUAUUUUUUUUUAUUCAUUUACCCCUGUAAUUUAACUUUGCCACUUGUGUGUCUGAGGCAGUUCUUCAUUGUAAAAAGCCUGCAUUAUUUUUUGUAAAGUAUUUAUUAAGUUGUAGUUGUGUCCAGGUCGGGUGUCUGUGACUGUGGCUGUCAUUUUGAAUGCUAACUUGAGAUUCCUCUCUUGUUCAUGAGUAGCCAUCAUUGUACGUAUCUAUGUCUGAAGAUAGGAAUAAGCCUGCAUAGAGCAUAACGAAUGUGUGAAUUCAAAUGUAAGGAAAGAUUUUUGAGAUAUAAUUCUAUAAAUAAAAUUUUAAAACGUUAA
Messenger RNA from Melanotaenia boesemani (Boeseman's rainbowfish), 2993 nucleotides. RefSeq names its product isthmin 1 (gene ism1). The transcript is spliced from 6 exons. Lineage: Eukaryota; Metazoa; Chordata; Actinopteri; Atheriniformes; Melanotaeniidae. Gene Ontology annotation, biological process: negative regulation of angiogenesis. The record is from RefSeq and is a predicted model, not a curated record. The coding region runs from base 766 to 2127 and encodes 453 amino acids.